AAAAUCUUUGCACAGCUCACAAAUAACAUACACAAAACAUAGAAAACGCAGUUGGAAACAAGCUACAAGUCACACACAACUAGUAGCCCCAAACUACAUGGAGUUGGUAAUGAAUCAGGGAACCCUAGGAUAAUUGUGGGGUAAUGGCUUGGUAUAGCAGACCUAGCUAUAAUCAUCCCAGGGGAAAAACAAAGAGAUAAAUGUGAUUGUGUCUGGGGGCUCAGUGUCAUGGAUAAUAGAGGUAUUAGUGGCUGGGGGUGUAAAUGGGUGCAGUGAUAGUGAUGUGUGAAAACAUUGAGGUCAACAGUGCCAUUGUCAUUGAGGGUAAAUACUGUAUUAGGGUUAAUAAGGUUGAGCUGGCCAAAGAUUGGGGCUCUGUUUGAAUCACAGAAGCCCCAAUAUGUUACUCUUCCUUCAAAAAGCGAACCCAUUAUGUCAUUGAGUUCAUAUUGAGGCCCCUCCCUGCCACCAGAACAUGCAUUAGCGCACAGAUGAUGUCUUUUGUACUGUGAUCUACAGACCUCCAUUAAAGCCACAGCAGCCAGAAUCACUGUGCCUUUAAGCCCCCAGACCUCCAUCCCACUCCCAUGGUUCAUGUGCCAUCUGUCAGGAUGGGCUCAUCUGAAAGGGUGGUGCUUAUGCCCAAACAAACCACAAGGUGGUACCUGGCUGGAACCCACUCCUGUGGUUCUCCUGAGAGACAGUAUCCAGCUGGACUGAAGAGAAGGAGAGAAAACAAAUGGAGAAAGGCAUCCGUAGGUAAUUACUCAUCUGUGUGCAAUAUGGAAUUGCACUGGUUAUAUCAAUUUGGUAGAAGAAUAACAGUUUAAGAGGAGUUUCCAUAACUACAAUGCCGAUCAUGCGUCUGUAACAUUGAAAAAUCAAUCUUAUAACAAUUUGUCAUUCAACUGUAAAAUGUCAUAAUCAAUUAUUACAUCUAAAUCACAAAGCUCACUAAUCGUGACAAUUUGAGAUGAACUAUUUGGAGAGCUGCCAGACAAAAAACGCUUGAAUGUACCAAAAAACGAAUUCAUAGGCUUACGAGUGAGAAAAUAGGUCGUCUGACAAUGGGGUGUGACCGUGUUGGGGUUGCGAUGCCCACAGUUGGCUUGGGGGGUCAUGAGCUGUCACCCCCUGGCUGCAUCCAUUCUCUUCUGAAACUAUUAAUUGACGGCCCGAAAGUGGUAAUAUAUUCAGACACAUUCUUCAGCGUUUAUAAUACAUUUAAGAAUAACUGGGCUAAACCAAAGACGCAUACGCCUAAUAAUGCAAUUUAUGAAAUAAUGUAGGCUUGUGUUUUCGUCAUUAUCCCGAUAACUCACUCGUCGCGCUGUCAAACUGCCAAUGGUUGUCAUGAUGGAUGUUUUUGGCGAACCUGAUUGGACGACACAAAUAAAUCUACUAAUUAAAUCUCCGAGCCUGGAUGCUGAUUUGUGCAGGAGAUUGCUCCUCACAGAAAGAAUCCGGCUCUGGUGAGAUGAGGGGACAGGAUGGCAACUCGAUCGGUGGACCGCAGCUGAAUACUCCUAAAAGGACACUUUUGCGGCUGUGUGUCCCAGCAGGUGGUGUGUGGCGCGGUGUGAGGGGAGGUCAUGCCCCUGGUCAAGAGGAACAUAGAGCCCCGGCACCUCUGUCGAGGGGGGCUGCCCGAGGGGAUUGGCAGUGAGCUGGAGUGUGUCACCAACAACACCCUCUCUGCCAUCAUACGGCAGCUCAGCAGUCUAAGUAAACAUGCGGAGGACGUCUUUGGAGAGCUUUUUAGUGAGGCUAACACAUUUUAUGUGCGUGCCAACGGUCUCCAAGACCGCAUCGACCGCUUGGCUGUCAAGGUCACCCAGCUGGAUUCGACUGUGGAGGAGGUCUCUCUGCAGGACAUCAACAUGCGCAAGGCAUUUAAAAGCUCUACAGUCCAGGACCAGCAGGUGGUGUCCAAGAGCAGCACGUCCAACCCUGUGGAGGACAUGUACAACACCAGCGACAAGCCUCCUUCUCUCAGCAUUCUCUCUGCUUACAGAGAUGACCACACCGAUGGAAUGAAGUUCUACACGGACCCAUCCUACUUCUUUGACCUGUGGAAGGAGAAGAUGCUGCAGGACACGGAGGACAAGAGGAAGGAGAGAAGAAGACAACGCGAGCAGAAGCGAUGUGUUGACGGCACACUUCAGCGCGAGGUGAAGAAGGUUCGUAAAGCCAGAAACCGCCGUCAGGAGUGGAACAUGAUGGCGUUCGACAAAGAGCUCCGCCCAGACCACCGCCACCCUCACUCUCUCCACCGGGGGGCGUCGUCUGAGGGCUCCCUCUCCCCAGAGAGCAGAUAUGGUCAUGACCUGCCAGACUACCCAACUGCUCCAAGCCUUCCACAUUCUGCAUCCAACCAUGCCCUGGCUCACCCCUACCCGCCUGCAGACAUUCACGAGUCUGUAGAGCAUGAGUACCACAGCAUCGGAGUCAGUUACAGAGAAGGGGCUCUCAACCGCACACACCACUCCCCACCUCUGCAUCGCUCCACUGAGAGAAUAAAUGGCACUAUGACGCUUCCACCUGCGGACUACAGUAUAAUGGAGUACUAUGCCAGUUCCGGACCACCAUCCCCUCCCCCAGCCCCUCUUAUCCCAUCUGCACAGACAGCCUUUGGCUCGCCCAUGGUAUCCCCCACCCCCCUUACUGGACCUAGGACAGGGGCCACAGGCUAUGGUCUCCCACCCCUACCUCCCCAGGACCUCGUAUGAUUCCACCUCCCCCAGGUCCCCCUCCACCACCAGUACUCCCUGCCCCACCCCAACUGGCAGGACUCGGUGACGGGAAGAGACAGGACACCCAGCCUCGAAGUGACCUUCUGUCAGCUAUUCGCAUGGGCAUCCAGUUGAAAAAGGUGCAGGAGCAGCAGGAGCAGCAGGCUAAGCGGGAGCCUGUGGGGAACGACGUGGCCACCAUCCUGUCCCGUCGCAUCGCAGUGGAGUACAGCGACUCGGAGGACGACUCCGAACUGGAAGAGAACGACUGGUCCGACUGACCCUGACCCCGUGCUUUACAGUGACCUCACACCAUGGACACAUCGCUCCUCCAGCCUAGCUAUCCCACAAUGGUGAUGAUGCAAUACAGAUGAAUUAUGGGAGUCAUAUUUUCAGUAUGCAUUAAGUGGGUAUAGGCUGAGAACCCACUUGCAUUUUAGUGUAAGUCCUGUAUGUGAGUGGACAGGACUUAAAAUGAAGACAAAUUAGUGUCCUGAUGAACUGAGAUUCAGCUGAAAUCACUCAAAGGUACACGGACCAAAUAACCAAGUAGUGAAUUUCCCUUUUCCCUACAGAGCUGUCUAAUCUCUCUUUAUCAGACACCAACGUUACCAUUUCAUCUGACAUAGAUCACCAACACUGUAUUCUCAAUGUCACUAACCUCAUUUAUGAUUUGAUCUGGAUUUAGAAACCAUUAGAAAGGCUUGAGGUUCUCUCUGUAGCUUAGACUGGCUCUGAACAGACAUAGCGGGUACGUUCCAGCCCGACUGUGUUUAAGAUGCAACCAGUGACAAUAAUUAUGAAUUGCUUGUCAAUGUAAACAUGCCUCUUCACAUGUAUUCCAGAAAUACAUUUGAUAUGAUAUGCAGAUCAGCAAGCUGUCCACUGAGUGGCACUGUGCUCACGUUUAAUGCUUACUAUUUGAAUGAUUCAUUUUUGAGAUUUGAUAAUAAAAAUGAAUUCUAGAUUUCUAGCUAUCAACAAACUGCAAACGUUUGCAUCAUGCUGAAAUGUUGAAUGAAGAGUGACAGGGUGACAAUGUGAGUAGAUUACCUUAAAUAGACCUCAAACAAGUCAAGGACUUCAUACUGCAUGAGGUCUCUAAUAUACUGUUUAGACAGGCUCCUAUUUGACUAGAUGUACUGCUGUGACACCUGUGCAUGAAUUCCAUACGAGACAUCUUUCGUACAAAUGGAAUAGUGGGAAUAAAUGUUUGUUUGCAGUGAAAAACAAUAGUUGACAAGGGCAAAUGUAGUUAUUUGAAAUGUUUGCAUAAUAGCCCAAUUUCUGUGCUAUUGCAACCCACAAAAACGAUAACUCUGAAUGGAUUCAAAUUCAGUAAGAACAUCAGAAAGAAUUUAAUAUUUAGUCAAUUCUGAUAUUGAAUAACUGAAUUUGGUAAAAAUUAUGAUGGAAAAAGACAACCAUUGGGUAACCAAUGUUUA
Molecule: messenger RNA, 4177 nt
Organism: Oncorhynchus tshawytscha (Chinook salmon)
Lineage: Eukaryota; Metazoa; Chordata; Actinopteri; Salmoniformes; Salmonidae
Product: wiskott-Aldrich syndrome protein family member 3-like
Exons: 9
Coding region: 1593-2729 (378 amino acids)
Biological process (GO): actin cytoskeleton organization; positive regulation of Arp2/3 complex-mediated actin nucleation
Cellular component (GO): cytoskeleton; SCAR complex; lamellipodium
Molecular function (GO): Arp2/3 complex binding; protein kinase A regulatory subunit binding
Source: RefSeq, a predicted model, not a curated record